This is a messenger RNA of Cinara cedri, 1619 nucleotides long. Lineage: Eukaryota; Metazoa; Arthropoda; Insecta; Hemiptera; Aphididae. The record is from the annotation of a GenBank genome assembly.
AUGCGCCCCGCACCGUGCCGCGUGGUGUACGGUUUCCGACUAAUCGUGAAUAUCUGGCGGAAAACGAAAAUAACAAUAAUUGAAGUCCAGAUGCGUUUUCGGUGCGAAUGUUUUUUCGCGACGGUGGACGCGACGCGCGAGGUCAAGGUGUGUUCGGUUGUGCGCGUUCGAAGCACAAAGUUCGCGUGGGAUGUGUUCCCCGUACGGUCGGUCCACACGGAGUGACGCAGACGAACGGACGGACGCGAGGCUGUACCUAUAACGGUCGUCGUCACGCUUCUUGUCCGUAGGCUGAGAUUCCGGUCAAAUAUUAGGGAGGAGGGGGCUACUAUGUCGACACGGUAGUUUUGUCGUGACGUGAAACGUGUUAAUUUCAUUUAAAACGCAUUCUGUGUUAACACGUGUUAAUUGAAAGUUGUUCAUUUAAACAUCUGUAUUGUAAUUAUGAAUGUUUGGUAACCGAUUUAUUAUUUUUGCAAAUGUCUACAGAAAUAAUUGGCUGAAAAAGAUUUGCUAAAAUCGCAAAUGCAAUUAAUGCUCAAAAUGCAAGGCUAAAAGAAUGCCGAAUUAUCACCAAUAACUCAACCCGACGUAAAAUGCACAUUUUUUGUACCACACGAGGUAUUUACAGAAAUGCCGUCUCGACAAUUUAAUUCAUCAAACUGAAUUGCUAAAAAACGGAUCGUUGCCAAAUUGUUUUAAAUCUCCGGCUUUAAUUAAAGCAGCCAAAAAUAUAUUCGAAAGUUUUGAAUUAUUUUUUCUAAGAAGUAGACUGGAAGUUUGCGUUUGAACCCAAUGGAUUAUUCAUUUCUAAAUUAUCUAUGUACACAAAAUCUGGUACAACAAUAUUGUUUAGAUGCGAUUUUAAUUUAUCAUUCCACAACGAACCUUGAAUCAAAUUAGAUAAAAAAUUAUCAUCAGAAGUAUAUUUCCAAUGUUUGUUUAAGCGUGUAAUUUUUGAAACCGAGAAACUAAUGGUAAUACAUAAAUUUAUGCAUACAUUUUCCUUUGCCUACAUUUAUCUCUCCGUGAUUAGUUUGGCCAGCAUUAGAAACGAAAUUAAUCUCAUUAUUUAUAGUAAACCGCAUCAUAUUUGCAGUUAAUUACUGACCGGAUAACCGCGCGUUUAUCAACUAUUACAGUGUUAAAUGGUGCCUAAUAAAAAUAACAUUGAUAUUCAAUGUUUACGGAAUAUAUUUGUCGUUAAAUUGUUACCUAAUAUAUCAUUGCGUUCUUAUCUGACUGUUAUCUAUUAGGCUCGGGUAAUGUAACCACUGAAAAACAAUGACACCGUCGUGAAACUCCGGUUAAAAACAAUGUCUCCGUUUGAUGUUGUUCAUUGCUGUACCAUUCGCCGUAUUUCCUCCCCGGCAAUAAUUUGUUUACUAUUCCUAUUCGGCCACAACAGGUUGAAAGCGUUGUUUUCUAACCGCGCAAACCACGUCCGCGACGGUUUUCGACCCUUUCGGGCGCUUAUUGACCAACAGUGCCGCGCAACGUCCCCGCGAAAAACUCAAACGUGCAAACAGACCACGCGAAAAACGAACGGAUUGUGUGUGACUACACGUUAUCUGACCUCCAACGCGUAUGGUUCGGCUUCUUCGUUUGGAACCGUUUGA